This is a messenger RNA of Canariomyces notabilis, 795 nucleotides long. RefSeq names its product carbohydrate esterase family 12 protein. Gene Ontology annotation, molecular function: hydrolase activity, acting on ester bonds. Lineage: Eukaryota; Fungi; Ascomycota; Sordariomycetes; Sordariales; Chaetomiaceae. The transcript has 2 exons. Bases 1 to 795 code for a protein of 264 amino acids. The record is from RefSeq and is a predicted model, not a curated record.
AUGGUUUCUUGGUCGACACUACUGGUUGCUGGGCUCGCGACAGCCGGGGCUCGUGGCAACCCGGUUGAGCUGUCUCGUCGGGCUAAUCCGACUGUCUACCUCGCCGGAGACAGCACCAUGGCCAGGACAAGCAGCCCUCAUAUGGGCUGGGGCGAAUACCUCGCUAAGUACAUCACAAUCCCCGUGGUGAACAAGGCCAUCUCGGGGCGGUCGGCGCGCAGCUACACCAACGAGGGGCGCUUCGCCGAGAUUGAGAAGCUGGUCAAGGCCGACGACAUUGUGGUCAUUGAGUUUGGGCACAACGACGGCGGCUCGCCCAACUCGGCGUCGGACAAUGGUCGCAGCGACUGCCCGGGCACCGGCGGCGAAGUGUGCAAGUCGGGCAAGACGGGCGAGACGGUGUACACGUUCAACCACUACGUCGAGACGGCGUCGCGGAGCUUCAUCGCCAAGGGGGCCAAGGUGAUUGUCAGCAGCCAGACGCCCAACAACCUGUGGGAGACGGGCACCUUCAACCCGAGCGCCCCGCGCUUCGUGGGCUACGCCGCGCUCGCGGCCAGGAAUGUCGGCGCUCCCGGGGCCAGCUUUGUGGACCACUUCCAGGCUGUAGCGGCCAUGAUGCGCAAGCUCGGAAGUGCAAAGACGAACGCCCUCUUCCCCCAGGACCACACGCACACCAAUCCAGCAGGGGCCGACCUGGUUGCGCAGGCGUUUGUGCAGGCGGUGAAUAUGAACAUGAACGGGACGACACCGCUGAAGGGAUAUCUCAAGAGUCCUGUGCCGGUCGUGUUUUGA